AUGGGGCGUAACCCAUCAAAUCAAAUCGCCUGCCAUAAGAAACAGCCAACAAACAAGGCGACUCCACUUCCCUAUCGCGCCCAACAGCUGGCUCCUUCCACAACUGACCAAUCAAUAUACACCAAUCAGCUCAGCCGAGGUUUAGGCGGUCGGCAGCAUUCCACCUCCACUCCAAUGGCCCCUCCUCCUGCUGGGUCAGCGUCUAGCUCAUCCUCUCGAGAAGGCUACCGCAGUGUCAAUGCAUCUCAUCGUUACCUCAAGCACGCGGGGCCAUCAAGGGGUGAGCCAGAACCACAGCAGAAGAGAUCAAAGUACCAUGUGACGAGGCAUCGACGCCGCCCAACCAUCAUGGCCCAUACAGACAAUAGCGACCUCGAUCCAGCAUGGCAAAAUCUCGACCGUGCCAUUGGGCAGAUCCUGAUUAUGGGCUGGGAUGGCACUGAAGUUACCCCCCAGAUCAGGAGCCUCAUUGAGGAUCAUUACCUUGGUUCCAUUAUACUUACAGCCAAGAACCUUAAAUCUGCUCAGCAAACAGCAGAACUGGUCCAGGAAUUACAGACCAUUGCUAAGAAUGCUGGUCAUUUACAACCUCUUCUCAUCGCCCUCGAUCAGGAGAAUGGAGGAGUCAACAGUCUUUUUGACGAAGACUACGUAUGCCAAUUCCCCAGUGCCAUGGGCGUCGCAGCUACGGGUCGAGCCGACCUAGCAUAUGAAGUGACAAAGGCUACUGCCACUGAGAUCUCGGCAUGCGGUGUCAACCUCAUGCUAGGACCCGUCCUCGAUGUAUUGAAUAACGCUCGCUACCAACCUCUGGGAGUGCGUGCUACCGGAGAUGACCCCCAAGAAGUAUCACAAUAUGGCCUAGCUGCUCUCCGAGGAAUUCGAGAUGCUGGAAUUGCUUCAUGUGGAAAGCAUUUCCCAUCGUACGGAAAUCUAAACUUUCUGGGCUCAAACCUAGAUGUGCCCAUCAUCACUCAAACACUAGAGGAACUCAGCAUCAGUGCUCUAGUUCCAUUCCGAAAUGCCGUCGCCUCUGGAAAAUUAGAUGCUAUGUUCAUUGGAGGCUGCGGCAUAUCCAAUCCGUCCAUGAAUGUGAGUCAUGCUUGUCUUUCAGAUCAAGUUGUGGAUGAGCUCCUACGCGAUGAACUUGGAUUCAACGGGGUCGCAAUCUCAGAGUGCUUGGAGAUGGAGGCUCUCAGUCAUGAACUUGGUGUCCAGAAUGGUGUCAUAAUGGCUGUCGAAGCAGGCUGUGACCUUGUCCUUCUCUGCCGUGCCUACGACGUCCAACUCGAAGCUAUCAAAGGCCUGAAGCUCGGUUAUGAAAAUGGCAUUGUGACGAGGGAGCGGAUUUUUACCUCUCUGAGAAGGGUACUUAACCUGAAAUCGACCUGUACCUCUUGGGAGAAGGCGUUGAACCCUCCAGGCAUUUCUUUACUUUCUCAACUCCAUCCAUCUCAUCUUGCUCUAUCACUCCAAGCCUACGAUGAUUCCAUCACAAUCAUUCGAGAUAAGGAGAAGCUUAUCCCACUCACCGCCUCAAUGCAUCCCGGAGAAGAGCUCCUCUUGUUGACUCCUUUAGUCAAGCCGCUGCCUGCAUCUUCACUCACCAAAAAGUUGCUGGCAGCCAAAGAUAACCAGAAUCAAGCAGAAGGACAACAUGAGAUGUGGGCGCAUAAUGGUCGUGACCGAAGCGCGAUAUUGAGUGGAGAGGGUGUCUUCCGAGAAUUUGGCAAAUCUCUUGCUCGAGCUCGUAAUGAAAAGCUACUUCACACAAGCUAUACAGCUAAUGGAGUUCGCCCAGUUCACGAAAACCUGAUCCAUAGAGCAUCUUGUAUCAUUAUUGUCACGGCUGAUGCAAAUCGAAACCUUUAUCAAGCUGGCUUCACUAAGCAUGUUGAUAUGAUGUGCUCUAUGCUUCGAACCAGGGGUCAAAAAAAGCAACUGAUUGUAGUGGCAGUCAGCUCUCCGUAUGAUUUUGCAAUGGACAAAUCCAUUGGCACAUACCUCUGCACCUUCGACUUCACAGAGAACGCUCUCCAUGCUCUUGCACGGACACUAGUUGGAGAAAUUGCACCCCUUGGAACUCUCCCCGGUACAUUGCGUAAGAGCAAGAAGGUUCUCAAGUCCAGACAGCACUGGCUGGUAGAAGAAUACAGUGCGAAACGUGACGCAUCUGCUUUGAAUGACCUACUUCGAGCUGUUCACAGAGCAAGCGCACCAGACCUGCAGUUUCUACGCACAACAACUGCUGCUUCCUUUCAGCUUAAUAAUGCCAAUAUUGCCGAAUCACAUUUUGUGGUUAGAAAUAGCAGCACCAACACUUUGUACGGCUUUGCUGCUACUUACUUUGUUCACGGUGUUGGUAUCCUUGGGGGUGUCUUUGUCGAGCCCACCAAACGUGAUGUAUCGAUCGGAAGGUCCCUUCAUCGACGGGCGCUCAGAAGUCUCGUGCAACGACGAGGAAUUAAGCAAGUCCAGAUAGGGACAGCUUUCCCUGGAGUAUUCCUAGGCAUUCCCAAUGAUGUCGAGGUCAACACAAUCAAAGAGUGGUUUGCGAACAGUGGCUGGGAUGUCCAGUUUCCACGACGCGUAUCAAACAUGAUUUUACAGGAUGUGGCAAGCUGGUCUGCCCCGGAGGGUUUGUCCCAGAGCAUUCAAAGAGCCAGUAUCAGCUUUGACCUGAUUCAUGAUUUGGACAACGCGGAUGGUGUUCUCAGCCAUGUCCGUCACAACGCGAAUCCUGAGGUAUUAGAGCUGUACCGCCAUGCGCUGUCAGAAUCGAAGUUGAGUGGGAUUGUGCGGGCAAAAGAUGCGACAGGUGCCUUGUUGGGUACGAUCAUUGUUUGCAAGCAGCGCAGUCCAUUGGAAACUCAUAUUCCCUCAUUGGUGUCACGCUCUGAGGACAUCAGUGGCAUCAUUGCUCCAGUUGUACCUCCUGGACCACAAACAACUCUUGCCUUACAAGGUUUGACGCUCAUGGGCAUUCGUCAGGCAAGGAGUCACAAAGCUACAAAAGUGGUACUUGGUUGGGUUGUGGAUGAUGGUUCUGAGUCCCUCACAGCGAUGGGCUUUGAGACACUCCAAGAGUUCGAGGAAAUCACAAACUCCCCAGAGAAUUUUUCCAAUAUAGUAUGA
Molecule: messenger RNA, 3135 nt
Organism: Fusarium subglutinans
Lineage: Eukaryota; Fungi; Ascomycota; Sordariomycetes; Hypocreales; Nectriaceae
Product: beta-n-acetylhexosaminidase
Exons: 6
Coding region: 1-3135 (1044 amino acids)
Biological process (GO): carbohydrate metabolic process; peptidoglycan turnover
Molecular function (GO): hydrolase activity, hydrolyzing O-glycosyl compounds
Source: RefSeq, a predicted model, not a curated record